UGCGGCAGCCAGAGGAGCAGUGAGACUGGAGCACCCCUGCAUCCCAUCCCUGCACCCCAUCCCUGCGUCCCAUCCCUGCAUCCCAUCCCUGCAUCCCAUCCCUGCAUCCCUGCGUGGGCUCAGGGCUGAAUCCCGGAGUGAAGAUCCAGGAGCCUCCCCAGCGGCCCCAGCAGAGCUGCCCGGGCACUCCGAGGGGCACAGGGGGAUCAGCAGCGCCGUGCCGGGGCCAUGGUGCCCUUGGGCAGCCCCGCUCUCGCCGUCUGCGCCUCCAGCAACCUUCGCCUCGUGGCCCCCGGGCGCGGCUCCCCCCUGGCCUGGCUGAACCGGGGUCCCGAGUGCCCGCAGGGCCCGGGGGGCAGCGGGGGCCGCAGACCCAGCGCCGUGGAGCGCCUGGAGGCCGACAAGGCCAAGUACGUGAAGUCGCAGCAGGUGAUCAGCAGGCGGCAGGAGCCGGCGCUGCGGGGCUCGCCCCGCCUGUCCCCGCACGGCCGCCGCCUGCUCGCCCGCCAGCAGUGCGGGGAGCUGUGCCCGGGCUCGGAGCUGGCCCGGGAGGGGCCGCGUGUCCCCCAGUCCCCCGUGUCCCGCCGCAGCGGCAGCCGGCGCCUGCUGAGACCCGACUCGCUCAUCAUCUACCGGCAGAAACGGGACUGCCUGGGCGGGGACAAGGAGAACACCAAGGGCUCGGGGCUGGUGCGGCGCCUCUUCCAGGGACCCCUCAGACCGCCCAGCUCGCCCCCGGCCAGGGCGCUGGGCGAGGGGCCCCGAGCCCCCCCGAGCCCCGAGCCCCCCAUGCUGUGGGCGCCCGCGGAGAAGGACGAGUCGCGGACACCGGGAGGUGACAGUGGCGGUGACAGCGGUGGCAUCUUCGCCGCGCCCGGCAGCCCCGCGGAGCAGAACCCCGGUGUCCCCGGGAAGGAGCCGCUGGCUCUGCGGGUGUCGCUGCCGCUGUCGGAGCAGGAGCGAUUCUUCAACUACUGCGGGCUGGACCGGGCUCUCGUGGAGCUGCUGGGCCGGGAGCGCUUCGGGCCGGCGGGCUGGGACAGCGCCUCGGUCCGACCCCCCGGAUCCUGCGAGUCCGAGCCCGGCAGGGCCUCGGGGGGCAGCGAGGGGGACGCGGGGCCGGGCGAGGAGGAGCCGGACACCCGGCCGGGCUCCGCCGUCUCGGUGGUGGAACGCAACGCCCGAGUCAUCAAGUGGCUCUACGGCUGCCAGAGAGCCUGGGCGGCCGCCAAGGAGUCCACGGUGUGAGCGGGGACAGCCGGGCCGGCACCGGGACCGGGACCGGGACACCCGCGUGGCUCCCGCUGGCUGCGCGUGGCCCCUCGCCCUCGCUGGAUGUGGCCAUGGGCUGGUGGCACCCACGGCCCUGGUGUUGGGGGGAUGCUGAAGGCUGGGAGAGCCACCAGACCCUCAGGCUGAGAGUGGUGGGGGCACCUGAGGGGUCGGUGAGCCCAUAGCCUCAGGGCUGGCACGCUGCUGUGCCCCUGCUGUCACCCAUCUUCUCUGUCCCCACCCGGGGGUGUGGGAGGGACCUGCGGCCCCCACUGACCACUCGUGUCCUGCUGCGGCCGCAGGCUGGGGGUGGGCAGGGCCUGAGACCCCUGUCGUGGGCAGUGCCCACCCCACAGCCCCCUCCUCCCCAG
This is a messenger RNA of Catharus ustulatus (Swainson's thrush), 1643 nucleotides long. It is a transcript of the gene FAM110D, whose product is annotated as family with sequence similarity 110 member D. NCBI's taxonomy places the organism in Eukaryota, Metazoa, Chordata, Aves, Passeriformes, Turdidae. The transcript is spliced from 2 exons. The record is from RefSeq and is a predicted model, not a curated record. The coding region runs from base 229 to 1248 and encodes 339 amino acids.